Molecule: messenger RNA, 1564 nt
Organism: Sebastes umbrosus (honeycomb rockfish)
Lineage: Eukaryota; Metazoa; Chordata; Actinopteri; Perciformes; Sebastidae
Gene: allc
Product: allantoicase
Exons: 11
Coding region: 85-1284 (399 amino acids)
Biological process (GO): allantoin catabolic process
Molecular function (GO): allantoicase activity
Source: RefSeq, a predicted model, not a curated record
UCUCCGAUCGGUUCUUCAGGCUUCAGCAGAGCGAGCAGCUGCUUCAACAUUUCUAUUCAGUAGAAACCUCAGUAGAAUCUCACCAUGGCAGAGAGGAGAGCAGCGGUGAAGGAAACAGCAGAGCCCGACUUCCUGCAGUUUAAUGAUCUGGCCUGUGAGGCGGUCGGUGGGAAGGUUGUUUUUGCUACAGACGAGUGGUUCGCUCCUGCUGCCAACCUGCUGAAGAGAGAGCCGCCGCAGUUCAUCGCCUCUGCCUUCACUGAGUUUGGAAAGUGGAUGGACGGAUGGGAGACGAGGAGAAAGAGAAUAACGGGUCAUGACUGGUGCAUCAUCCAGCUGGGAGUACCGGGGCGGAUCUACGGCUUCGACGUCGACACGUCCUUCUUCACUGGAAACCAUUCGCCCUACGUCUCCAUCCAGGCCGGCUGUCUGGACGAACCGCCCACCUUAACUCUGGAGGGAGACCGGACUGGCAUGGCUGCCUCUGACAGUCAGCUGGCUGCUGUCGCCAAGCUGGGCUCGGAGGCGUGGCCUGAGCUGGUGUGCGUGUCGGAGCUGAAGCCUGGAUACUCCGACUGCGGCCACAACUCAUUCAAGGUCACCUUCAACAACCGAGUCACACACCUGCGCCUCAACAUGCACCCAGAUGGAGGGAUAUCCAGGCUGCGGGUGUACGGCGUCGGGCAGAGAGACUGGUCGUCUGUCUCCUCCCACCAAGACGUCGACCUGGUGGCUCUAACCAAUGGGGGAGUCUGCCUCGGCUACAGCGACGCCCACUUUGGGCAUCCACGCAACAUGAUUGGUCUCGGCCGAGCUGUCAACAUGGCCGACGGCUGGGAAACGGCCCGCCGACUGGACAGACCCAAACACCUGAAGGUGGACCAGCGAGGGAUCCUGCAGGUCCCGGGCUGGGAGUGGGCGGUGUUUCGCCUCGGUCAUCCUGGAGUGAUCAGCAGCGUCGAGGUCGACACCAACCACUUCAAAGGUAACUUCCCGGACUCCUGCAGUAUCGAGGGUUGUUCUUUGACCCCUGAGGAGGAAGCUCAGUGCAUCAAGACUAGGUGGAAUUCUGGGAAAUGGCAGGUCCUUCUUCCCCCUCAGAAACUGCGUCCUCAUCACAGACAUCUCUACAGUGAGGCCGAGCUCGCUCUCAGCUCACCUGUCAGCCACGUUCGCCUCAUCAUCAGCCCUGACGGAGGGGUCAGCCGGCUCCGCCUCUGGGGUCGACCCACGCCCGUCAGUGUAGCUCCGGCCAAUCAGAAGAGGCCGGCGUCCAAACUGUGAUGCUCCGAACACCCGACGUCCAUCACUGAACAUCAAACACAGAGAGGAUGUAAAGUUUCUGUGUUUAAUUACGUUUCUACGGAAGCCCUGAAAGGCAAGCGAGAACUUUUUUUUUUUUUUCUGGUGAUCCAUUUUCUGAGUCUGAUCCAAAUUAUUUUCUCUCCUGACUUACGACUUAAGAACAGGUGAAAAUAAAUGUUUUACCAGGAUGAUGUGUCUAAGGUCCUUCUUUUUCUUCUUUUUUUCUGUGAAACAGCUGGAAAUAAAAAAUUCAGGAUCA